Camelina sativa (false flax) is the source of this 930-nucleotide messenger RNA. RefSeq lists its product as uncharacterized. The record is from RefSeq and is a predicted model, not a curated record. Lineage: Eukaryota; Viridiplantae; Streptophyta; Magnoliopsida; Brassicales; Brassicaceae.
AGCGGUGCCACGUCUCUUAGCGGCGGCGGCGGCACCGUGGAAGGUCUCGAGGAGUCUAGUGCCGCCGUAAAACCCUCUGAGGCCGUUAGAUCUAAGAUUUCUCAAACGAGUGCAAUAACAACAAUAGCAACAACCACCCUUUUCAAGAGAUCAAGAAAGAAAAAGACUUUGGCUGAGCUUAAAGAAGAAGAGAUCAUGCUCUUGAAGGAAAGUAACGGCCUGAAAAAUGAAUUGGCAAGUAUGCGCGAUUUGGUUGAGCAACAAAGAGAAAGAAACAAGGCUCUAAAGAAGAUGAAGGCUGAAUCACAACCUGCCUUAUCCUGCAAACUCGCUUUCGAACAAGGUUCUUCCUUCUUGCUCCCUGACCUAAACAUGCCUAUAGAUAACGAUCCGAGCCCUGAAGUUGUCUGCUGAAACGGGCGAGCCAUAAGCAUAUGAUCAUUCUUUUGUUUUUCCCAGCACAAAACUACACCACUAUACCUCCUUCCACAAACAUGUUUUUUCUUUUUCUUUUAACUGGUAGUAACUGUAUGAAUAUGAAGAACGUAGAUUAAUCCUAUAUAUCAUCCUUCAUCCCAUUUCCCGUGGACGCUGAAGAAGAUUCGCCUGAAGGUGUGAAUCGGUUCGAGUUUAUGGUUACCUGUUGUCUGACAUAUCUUCUUCUUUAGCCUGGUAGUAAGAUUUUUGCUCUGCCAUUCUCCUAAAUGAUUCUUAUAUUUCUCCCAAUUUCUUAGAAUGAGAUGUAAUUAUCUACAUAGAUAAUAGAUGUACACUUGUUCUUCUUUUUUUCUUUUUAUCUCUCUGGUUAAGAUGUAUUGCAAGAUUACAUCGACUUUUUAUAAUCAAUGUAACAUGUUCCAAAACAUUUUACUAUUUUGUAACUCUCAUCGAUGGACUAUAUAAAAUAUGUGUCUCUCGCAGCCUUCGUUA